UGGGGAAUCCCGCUAGCGUCAGCACAUGAGAACGCCUAACUGGCAGAAAGUACGUACAACUCCCAGAAGUGCGUGUCGAAAGUCAAGACGCAUUAAGCUUGAAGUGAUGACUGCACACGAAUAGAGUACUCGCUAGGGUCUGCGGCUGCUGGAGUCCGGAGCCGCAAGCAAGAUGUUGGAGUUUCCCUGGAAUUUUUAUUGCACUUGCAUUGUCAUGACGCUUACAAAAACCUUCCUGCUCCUAGCCGCUUUUGGGGCUGUUAAAGCACCUGCAGCUAUCCCCAGUUCCCUGAAAGAAAUGAUUAAGGCAAAUCCACCUUUGAAUAUUCGGCUUUGCAAUGAAGGGCUGGGAUCGUACACUGUGUCUUGGGAUGGAAACAUCACGUUUGCUGAUAAUGUGUAUUACCAGCUUAGCUACAAGUACCUCAAUGCAAUUGAUGACAAGACUGAACCAAUUAUUUUGCAAAAAUAUCAAAGGACGAUGGAUUUGGAAUUACACCGAGGACUAUUUAUCCAAGUCAAGCUGUUAUAUAGUGCAGAAUACGUUGAUGAAAUAUCUAGCAACUGGACUAAAAGAACUUUUGAUCAACCACGCGAUUCAUUUGCCUCAGUUGAAAACCUGACCUGUGUUUUUUAUGGGAAUACUUACAUGAACUGCACUUGGGAUGUUUAUGAUGAUGCUACAGAGGAUGCACAAUUCAUUUUGUCCUACAGGAUGCAAGAUGCAAGUGUCAUAUACAACUGUUCAAAUUACCGUGUGGAUGGAACGAAGAACACUGGCUGCAUUGGCCACAGAUAUGACCUUCCUUUGUUUCUCGUGAUUACGAUGUGCAUCAGUGAACUGACCAACAAAACCAAAUUACCGUAUUGCAGGAUAUUUGGACCAUACAAAUUCCAUAAGCUCGGCAGUCCAAUAAAUGUCAAGAUAAAUAAAAGCACUGAUGAAGUCACCUGGAAUCUUGCAAACGAUAAUUUAAACCCUAUUUGUUACGACGUUCAAUUAAAAAUCACAGAUUGGAAUAAUGGAGAGCAGAAGGUUAAAAAUACAUCUGAUACAAAAUAUGUCAUCAGUCGGGAUAAAACAAAGAAAUAUUCAGUGCAAGUAAGGGUGAAAGUGAAUAAUUUUUGUUUGGAAAGCAUUAUCUGGAGUGACUGGAGCAAACCACUUAUUAUAGCAUCUGAUGCAAGCGAUAUGUCUGUUCUGGCAAUUGCUUCGGUGUUUGCAGUGAUUCUUGUUGUGCUAAUAUUGCUAUUGGUAUUCAUCUGUAUAAAAUGUAAAUUUGUGUCAAAAAUGUGCCAACCAAUCCCUGAUGCUGGAGAGAAGUUCAAAGGACUAUUUGAGGAGUACAAUGGCGAUUUUCAGAAGUGGAUUAACAAGAAUCCCCAGCUGGCAAACAAAACCGAAGAGUGCACUUAAAUUACUGUUAAAGAAUUCUACAAUCCUUAAAAGCUGUUGUCACAUUCUAGACUUCCAGCAACAGGGAUGUUCGAUUAUCCUCAAGAUGUUUUUGUCUUCAAUAGGAGAGAACGAAAGAGAAAAA
This is a messenger RNA of Hypanus sabinus (Atlantic stingray), 1541 nucleotides long. Its product is annotated as interleukin-5 receptor subunit alpha-like. The transcript is spliced from 12 exons. Bases 173 to 1417 code for a protein of 414 amino acids. The record is from RefSeq and is a predicted model, not a curated record. Gene Ontology annotation, molecular function: cytokine receptor activity; protein binding. Gene Ontology annotation, biological process: cytokine-mediated signaling pathway. Gene Ontology annotation, cellular component: external side of plasma membrane. NCBI's taxonomy places the organism in Eukaryota, Metazoa, Chordata, Chondrichthyes, Myliobatiformes, Dasyatidae.